AUGAAGGCGCGCAUGUUCUUGGCGGACAAGCAUAACUUGUACGCUGAGCAUUUGAAGAAACCCAACGCCACGUACACCGAAUUGGCUGUGUGGGCGAUGGAUGCGUUUAAGUUGAUAUCACCUCCAACCAAAUCAACGGUUGGGAAUACCAGAGGCACGACACGAAGAGCCAACGAAGCGAUCUCAAGUCACGCUGAAUGGACCGAGCCGCUUAAAUUCUCCAAAGGAUGGCUUUACAAGUUUCAACGCAAGCACGGUCUAACCAGCAAGCGACAACACGUCGAAGCAGGAUCAACGCCGCAAGAAGCCGUUGACCAAGGACGCGAAAAAAUGCUGGAGGCAACUACAGGUUACGAGGAUUACCCUCGCCCUCACCACGGGACGCCGACGGCUCGCACCUCGUUGAGCCCCUCGUCAUCGGCAGUGAAGUCCGUCCCCGAUGCUUCAACGGCCCAAACUGCUGAAAAUCUUGGCUUCGACUACACAUCGAGUAAGGAGGCCUGGAUGAAUGGAGCCAUUUUCGACAAGUACAUGCGAUUGUUCAACGCAAGGAUGGAGGCGGCAAACCGACGGGUUUUGCUUCUUGUCGACAACGCGUCGCCGCACAAGGUGAAGGAGGACACCGUCCUAACAAAUGUCAGUUUGAAGAUGCUGCCACCUAACACGACAGCCGCAGUCAAGCAACGCCAGCUUCAGAACGCCCUGGAGCAAAUCGACGCGGUCAUGGCUGGCCGCCAGGAAAAACUGUACGAAGUCCCCCUUGUUGACGCCAUGGCGUGGGCCAAAGAUGCCUGGCACGAUGUCUCGCAAUCCACAAUAGUGAACUGCUUGUCCCGUACUGGGAUCCUACACCGAGAAGCCGGACUGCAGAAUCCCAGGAUUGUUGGCCACGAGUAG
Aphanomyces astaci is the source of this 897-nucleotide messenger RNA. RefSeq lists its product as hypothetical. NCBI's taxonomy places the organism in Eukaryota, Oomycota, Saprolegniomycetes, Saprolegniales, Verrucalvaceae. The record is from RefSeq and is a predicted model, not a curated record. Gene Ontology annotation, cellular component: nucleus. The transcript has 4 exons. Gene Ontology annotation, molecular function: DNA binding. The coding region runs from base 1 to 897 and encodes 298 amino acids.